Messenger RNA from Choloepus didactylus (southern two-toed sloth), 512 nucleotides. RefSeq names its product oocyte expressed protein (gene OOEP). The transcript is spliced from 3 exons. Gene Ontology annotation, molecular function: RNA binding. Gene Ontology annotation, cellular component: apical cortex; protein-containing complex. NCBI's taxonomy places the organism in Eukaryota, Metazoa, Chordata, Mammalia, Pilosa, Megalonychidae. The coding region runs from base 1 to 468 and encodes 155 amino acids. The record is from RefSeq and is a predicted model, not a curated record. Gene Ontology annotation, biological process: establishment or maintenance of apical/basal cell polarity; embryonic pattern specification.
AUGGUAGACGUUGCUGUUGCUGCUGGGGCCUGCCCUGCUGAGGCCCAGGAUGGCAAACAGGUGCCUGCCGCCGCGUCCCAGAGCAGCCUGCUUAGGUUACCACGCCCGGUGCCACGGAUUCGCGUCCGACCGUGGUGGUUUCCUGUAGAGGAACUGACGGACCCGCUGGUGUUUCACCUGGAAGCAUGGCUUGUGGACCCUAUCUUCGGCCCAGACCGAGCCACAAUUCCGAAAAUUGAGUGGAUGAGCCAGGCCCUGCUGAUGGUGGAUGUAGUAGACUCUGAGGGCCUAGCCGAAAUCACCGUCUUCGGAAGGCCCCGGGUGCGGAAUCGGGUAAAGAGCGUUCUCCUGGGCCUGGCAUCGUCACACCGGGAACGUCGUUUCCGAGGUGAGAAGAUGAAACGUCUUGAGGAGUUCUUAAAGUCCCGUGCAGCAGGUCCCCAGACUCCGCAGACUCCUAAUGCUUAAGAUUGUUUAAGGAGUAUUGUGAGCCCAGUUUCUGUUACUAAAGU